Messenger RNA from Solea senegalensis (Senegalese sole), 2772 nucleotides. Its product is annotated as telomere zinc finger-associated protein-like. Gene Ontology annotation, cellular component: nucleus. The record is from RefSeq and is a predicted model, not a curated record. Gene Ontology annotation, molecular function: DNA-binding transcription factor activity, RNA polymerase II-specific; RNA polymerase II transcription regulatory region sequence-specific DNA binding; protein binding. Lineage: Eukaryota; Metazoa; Chordata; Actinopteri; Pleuronectiformes; Soleidae. The transcript has 11 exons. Gene Ontology annotation, biological process: regulation of transcription by RNA polymerase II. The coding region runs from base 195 to 2486 and encodes 763 amino acids.
UAGGGGCCUACAAGAAAACAAAACAAGGUGCAUGUAGCUGCUGUGUUUCGCUCUUUUUUUAUUUAUUCUUUCUUUGUUCCAUUAAAAGAGGAUCCAGCUUAUACACAACGAAAAAUGUAUGAUCGAUUUUGACCAAUAAUGGCAUUGUGAAUGUCGAAAUGUAGCCGUCGGCAGCAGUGAACGGUGAAGAUACAAUGACGCAUUUGAAGAGGAACCAUGCACAGAGUGUACUCUCCUCCCUAAACCAGCAGAGGGCAGCAGGGAAAUUUUGUGAUGCAACACUGAAUGUGGGAGAUGGGGUGGUACACUUGGCCCAUCGCAACAUCCUGGCCUGUUUCAGUGAACUGUUCCAGCAGCUCAACUCGCCUGCUGCAACAUGCACAGAGAUCUGCCUGCAGGAGUGUCCCAGCGAUGGCCUGGAGCUGCUCCUAAACUUCCUCUACACUGGAGAGCUGAAGCUGGAUCUAGAUAACCUGGACAAGGUGCAGCAUGCUGCAGCCAGCCUGUGUGUGCCAGAGGCACUUGUACUUUGUCAGCAGUUCCAGAGAACGCCUGCGGAUCCUGUGCCCGUGAAGCGUAAAAGAGGCAGACCAAGAAAGACCCAAUCAGAUACAACCUCUCAUUGUUCAGUCAAAGAAGAAGAGAAGGUGCAUACAGACACAAAAAAGGAGUUUGGUAUUAACACUGACUCAGCCACCAUUAAUGUAGCUGCCACAACUGCAACAACCACCACCCGCUCUGGCCGUGUAGUGAAGGGCCCCAGGAGACUUGUGACUGAUGAGAGUCCGUCCACUGAUUUAAUAGCCUGUGAAAACACCAGCAAACAGGCCGAGAACAUUCCUGCGGAGACAGAAAGUUGUGAUGUUGUGGAUAAUCAGAGUCCCCAUCAGCCAGCGGGUAAAACUGAGAUAGCUGAUCUUCAGAUUGCCAUAAAUGACAGUAGUGUUCGUCAGGAAAAUGAGGCGGCAGAGGAAGAUGAUGAUAUUGGGGAGUUUGAGCCAAUCACUGAAGGCUCAGAUGAGGAAUAUGUGCCCAUCGCCGAGCCUGCGUCUUCAUCAACAGCUUCAUCAACAGCGCGAAGACGCAAUGUUCAAAGUAAGACGAUGAAAAAUGAGAAGGAAGAAACCGUGGAAGAAGAUUCCAAGAAGGAUUCUGUGCAGUGUCCCGUCUGUGAAAAAUCCUUCAAGAGCAAAUACUACCUGAAAGUCCACAACAGACGACAUACAGGGGAGAAGCCCUUUGGUUGCCUUAAAUGUGGGAAGAAGUACUUCCGGAAGGAGAAUCUUUUAAUACACGAGAUCAGAAAUUGUGAUAAAGUCAUGACGUACAAAUGCUCGAUGUGCUCCUCCACCUUUAAUACAAAAGAACAGCUACGUCUGCACAUUGUGUCCCACACUGGAUACAUGCCUCACAAGUGUUCAUUGUGUCCUGAACAAUUUAUGUACAAGAAAAACUUGACGCUUCACAUGAUGAAGAUCCACAGUUACCCAAAACCACACGCAUGUCCCCAGUGCCCCAAAACCUUCUUAACUCGGACGGAGCUGCGCGUGCACGAAGCAGCCAAACAUCGAGGUGAAAAGCCGUUUGUGUGCGAGGAGUGCGGCCAUCGAGCAUCGAGUCGAAAUGGCCUGCAGAUGCAUAUCAAAGCCAUUCACAGAAACGAACGACCAUUUGUUUGCACCUUAUGUGGCCAUGCGUUCUCCCAGAAGAACAACCUCAACAUGCAUAUGCGUAUACACAGUGGUGAGAAGCCGUAUCAGUGUCAUCUCUGUGGGAAAACCUUCAGGACACAAGCCAGUCUAGAUAAACACCACCGGACACACACCGGUGAGCGUCCCUUCAGUUGUGACAUCUGUGAGCAGCGGUUCACAGAGAAAGGCGCCCUCGUCCGACACAAGGCCAGCAAGCACGAGGAAGGUCGUCCCCACUGCUGUCACAUAUGUGGCAAAACCUUCAAAGCCAAGGAGCAGCUCAAUGUUCACCUGCGGCGCCACAAAGGCAUGAGGAAGUUUGAAUGCAGCGACUGCGGCUACAGGUUCACUCGACAGGCUCACCUCAGACGGCACGUUCAAAUCCACAAACGCACUGAGAACUACAAUCCCCGGCAGAGGAAACUGAGGAACAUGGUCGUGCAGGAUAUUAAUGAAAGUUUAGGGGACAGUGACUCAUCUGAAACGACAGGAGCCCCUCUGACCACUGAAGAGACGGAGUAUGUUCAAGACACCAGUGACAACAAGGAACCCGCAAACCAAGGGACUGACGACUCACCAGGCCUCAGUUCCAGCUGCAUCGUGAGGGUGGAGAUUGGCUCGAGUGAUGAGGUGAUGGAGGUGGUGGUGCCCGACCAGAACCUGGUAUGUGCCGAGGCGGCAGAAAAUUUCUCUGUGCCUGAUGUCAUGCAGCAAACGCAGCUGGUCACAGAGGAAUUUGAGUCUACAGUGGACAUGGAGGGAAUCGAGAAUAUAUCAGAGAGGAACGAGGACUAAGAGUGGAAACUGUGGAGUUUUUUUUUUGUAAACAAGAAGCACUUACAUGAUGAAACAUUUGGCUUUGAAUGUCCAAAGAUGAAAGUUACUGAAAUGGCUAAUGUUAAGUUUCCAUACAUGAGAAUAAUGACAAAUGUAAUCAAAAGGUGAAGUGCAUGCUUUAAAAAUGAUUUAUGAGAUUAUAUUUUGCUCUGUUUAAUUCAGACUAAUGUUAAGGGUGUGUCAAACAGCUGAGCUUAAACCAGAAAUAAAAAAAAAGUUAAUAAUAAAUAUGAUAUGUUGUUGA